Ahaetulla prasina is the source of this 1715-nucleotide messenger RNA. RefSeq names its product G protein-coupled receptor 160 (gene GPR160). Gene Ontology annotation, molecular function: G protein-coupled receptor activity. The transcript has 3 exons. NCBI's taxonomy places the organism in Eukaryota, Metazoa, Chordata, Lepidosauria, Squamata, Colubridae. Gene Ontology annotation, biological process: G protein-coupled receptor signaling pathway. Gene Ontology annotation, cellular component: signaling receptor complex; plasma membrane. The record is from RefSeq and is a predicted model, not a curated record. The coding region runs from base 415 to 1473 and encodes 352 amino acids.
CCGGCUGCAAGCGGGUGGGAAAGAGAGGGAGGAGAGGCGGCGGGUGAUUUGCUUGGGAGCCCCGGGGCUGCACUCUCACUCCCCUCGGGUGCGGGGAGAGGCGGAUGUCGCUGAGCUUCUGCAGAGCGUCGUUGGCUUUUCUCCGAGCGGCUGCCUGGAGCUCUGUAAGGUCUUCCCCCACCCCGCUCAGUUCAGGUCUGGGUUAGCUGCGCGCAACAGAUACCGCGGGGAGAUGUCCUAUUUGUUCCCCACCUGUUCUUUUUCUUAAGCGCCUCCCGACUGAACUCGACCUUAAAUUCAGAGGGUCUCUGGUGAACGACUACAGGGUAGCAACGGCGACAUCCUGAGAAAUCCGACGGGCGCCCGAGGGAUCCCAAACACAGAAGAAGUAACAACAGUCGGGAAGGAUCCGGUAUGAGCGAUUGCUGGAAACUGCUGUCAUCAUUCCCAAUAACCAUGGCUCCAGUCAUCAAUUCAUCGUUUUUGAAUUUUAAAGAUGGUCCUAUUGUCCUGCCUUCUGAAGCGAAUGGAACUUUGCUGUUUAUCAUGCUGGGGAAAGUAUUUCUCAAUUUGUUUCUAUUGCAAGUCAGAAAACACAGCCAUCGUCAGAGUUUUAUGAGCUAUUUCUGCAUUUCACUAGCUAUCUUUGAUUUGAUACUUCUGGGGAUGAUGACUCUCAUUUUCUGUAAUCAGAAUAUUUUGAUCGGGGAGAUUAGAUUUACUGAGUAUCACAUCUGUCUUUUGCCUCAGAUUACCUCCUUUGUCUAUGGGAUUUUACAUUACCCAGUUUUUUUGAUAGCUGGCUUGGAUUAUUGCUUUACAAUAACCCACACUUCCAAAUAUCAGAACAAAUGUUGGAAAUCAUUGUACACAGUUGCUGUGAUACUCACAUGGAUUUCUGUGCUUGGUUACAUUCUGAAUCUUCGGAGCACUUCUUUAUGGCUGAACAUCAAUAAUGAUAAUUAUGGGCAUGAUUGUCCUUUCUACAUUAGCAGCCAAACUUACUGGCUCUCGCUUGGUAUGUUGACCAUAAUAAGCUUGGUUCUUGUUUUCUGUUGGUCAGAAAUUAUAAAUAUGGUGCAGUCCACUAAGCUUAUUUCCUUUGAGAGAGACAUUGUUCUGUUAUUUCCUUAUGAACUUGAGGGCAGCUCCAGAGAUCGUUCAAAACAUCUUUUGACAAGACUUCUGAUCAGCUUUAUGGGCACUUGGACACCAUUCGUUAUGCUCCAAAUGCUCAUUGUGUUACUUAAUGCAGAGAUUCCUGCUCACAUUGAGAUGAACGUCCCCUGGCUUUAUUUUGUCAACAGCUUUCUUAUUGGGGUUGCAUGUUGGGUGAGAGGCCAAGACAUUGUGUUUCCUGAAGAUUCUUGGAAUGUGGAUCCGUUUGUCAGCUGGAAAUUUUGCUUUACACCUUUCAGCUUUCAAAACACCGAUAAAGCUGUAAAGCCGGACAGCGAAAUCAUAAUCUGUUAAUGAACUAUCAUAGGAUAAUAUAGACUGGAUUGCAAUCAACGGAGAAGGCUGCAAGUUAAAUUUACGAACUACAGGAGAUAUUGGUUAAUAUCAAUAUCAAAUGAGAUAUUGGUUGAACAUUGUCUCAAGUUCUGCUGCGUGUGUAGGAACAUGGCAGUAUAAAAGAAUACUACGUUGUUUUUCAAGUUGAAUUUCCAGUAUGGGUUGUUAUUUCAAAAUAAAGUAAUGGAGUCUUUACUGUG